AUGCUACAAAUAUCCCUGAGGAGCAGUAGCUCUGCGGGUCACAUUGAAGCUGAAGUGUGGCUUUCUUCUCAAAGGUCAAGAGACAAGAACUUUACUGCAGACAUGAGUCAAGUGUUGGACAUUGAGCGCUGCGAUCUGGACAUUAAGAACAACAGCAGCAGCCACCACACAGACCGAUGUGCAGAGGAGCGUUUGAUUGUCAGGAGGGGACAGCCCUUCAACGUUAUACUACAUCUGAAACCCGGGAGCAAAGAGUUCAAACCGGAUGAAACAAACUUCACACUCAUAGUUGAAACCGGUCCGUUACCGAGAAAAGAAUCAGACACCAAGGCUUCCUUUGGUCUCAGCAAGUCUAUAGUAGACACUGAGUGGAGUGCAUCUGCCUCUAAUGAUCCCUCUGGAAACAGAGUGUCUGUAUCCAUCUGUUCCUCACCCAAUGCCCCUAUAGGGGUGUAUUCCCUAACUCUGGACCAAGAGGGCCAGAAGACCAGUUUAGGAAAGUUCACCCUGCUUUUUAACACUUGGUGUCACAGAGAUGCUGUUUACAUGCGCAGUGAGACAAAGAGGCAGGAGUAUGUUUUAGAACAGCAUGGGCAAGUCUACAGAGGAACACAUAAACGAAUCAAAGGGAAACCCUGGAACUUUGGACAGUUUGAAUCAGGGAUCCUGGACAUCUGUCUGAAGAUUCUUGACGACAACCCAAAAUUUGUGUCUGAUGCUGACAAGGACUGCUUUGCCAGGAGAAAUCCCAUCUACGUGACCAGGGUGCUGAGUGCCAUGAUCAACAGUAAUGAUGACAGAGGGGUGCUGGUUGGAGAGUGGGAAGAGUUUUCUGGCGGGGUUCAUCCAGGAACGUGGACUGGCAGUGGGGAAAUUUUGCGGAAGUGGGCAGAAAGUGGCCCGGUCCGCUACGGCCAAUGUUGGGUGUUUGCUGCUAUUGCAUGCACAGUGUCCCGUGCCCUGGGAAUCCCAUGUCGAGUGGUUACUAACUUUGGAUCCGCUCAUGAUUCGGAUGCCAACCUGGUGAUUGAAAACCUUUAUGAUGAAAACGGAGAAAGGAUUUCUGGAGGUGAUUCGGUUUGGAACUUCCAUGUUUGGGUGGACAGCUGGAUGACUCGUCCUGAUUUGGGAACAGAGUUUGAUGGGUGGCAAACCAGUGACCCAACCCCGCAGGAGACAAGUGAUGGUGUUUUCUGUUGCGGGCCGGCUUCUCUGAGGGCCAUAAAGGAGGGAGAGAUGACCAAGAAGUAUGAUGCACCGUUCAUUUUUGCUGAGGUUAAUGCAGAUGUUGUGGAAUUGGUGCAACUGUCAACUGGGGAGUUUGUCCAGUUCAGUGGAUCAACUAAGUCUGUUGGAAAAUUCAUCAGCACCAAGGCUGUGGGCUCAGAUGAGCGACAUGACAUCACACACCAGUAUAAGUAUCCAGAAGGCUCAGUGGAUGAGAGGAGAGUGUAUGAGAAGGCUCAACACCACAACAAGUUACAGCAGAGAGGAGAAGAGCCAGGGCUCCGUCUUAAGAUCAAACUGGCGGAUAACAUGAUCGUGGGUUCAGACUUCGAGGUGAACGCUGUCCUUACUAACAACUGCAUGGAUACCAGGACGUGCACCUUCCUGUUCUUUGCACGAGCUGUCGGCUACAACGGACGACAAGGCGAGAGCUGUGGAUUUGUUUCAGACAAAGUGGAGGUGCCCUCUGGAGAAGAGAAACGUCUGUCCCUCAAACUGAAGUAUGACAGUUAUGGGUCAGUAAUCACCUCCGACAGGUUGAUCCAGCUGUCAGCCAUCACCAUCGACAAGAAGACCAUCAAUUACAAUAAGGCUGAGAAAACCAUUGUCCUAGAUGAGCCAGAGAUACAGAUCAAGCUGGUGGGAGAUGUCAAACUGAACCAGUCUGCGACAGCUGAGCUGAGCUUGUUGAACCCUUUACCGGAGACUCUGCAGGACUGCAGCUUUACUGUGGAGGGGGUUGGCCUCACUGACGGCAAACCAAUAACAAAGAAAAUUGGAGCUGUGAGCAUCAAACAGGAAGCCAAGGCCAGCAUUGAGUUUAAACCCACCACUGCUGGCUCCAGCGUGCUGCUGGUAAACUUUGAUAGCAUCAAACUGCACAACAUCAAGAGCUCCAUCAAUGUUGUGGUGAAGGAAUAAGCCAUUAAAUAACUCUUCAUUAACAGUUACUACUACAGUUAUUUUGUUGAUUAACUGAACCACAGGUGUGAUUAGAGACUUGAGGAUUUAUUUUUAAAUGCAUUUAGAUUUCUAUUCAAUAUUAAUAUAUUUUACUAGAACAUCAUGUACUAUUUCACUAUUUACAGUUAAGUAUUUUCAUAAUUAAUGAAACAUGUUUACUAAGCAGAAUGUGCAGUCUAUGAAUUACAGUAAGGCCUAUUGUUGCUCUGUGCAAAGCUACAAUAAGCCCCACAAUUUAAAUCAAUAACAUAAUAUAUUUGUAUGAUCUUAUUAAUUACUUGAAUGAUCACAGAACAGUAGAUUUGUUAUGGAAGCAUUGGUUUCUUUUUGUUGGAGACUUUUCUUUAUUUGUGAUCAAAACAAAUUAUUUCCUAACAAAAAAAAUAAAAUGUUUUAAUGAAAA
Molecule: messenger RNA, 2593 nt
Organism: Labrus bergylta (ballan wrasse)
Lineage: Eukaryota; Metazoa; Chordata; Actinopteri; Labriformes; Labridae
Product: protein-glutamine gamma-glutamyltransferase 2
Biological process (GO): peptide cross-linking
Cellular component (GO): mitochondrion
Molecular function (GO): protein-glutamine gamma-glutamyltransferase activity
Source: RefSeq, a predicted model, not a curated record